Messenger RNA from Candidozyma auris, 855 nucleotides. RefSeq names its product phosphatidylinositol N-acetylglucosaminyltransferase (gene GPI2). Gene Ontology annotation, cellular component: glycosylphosphatidylinositol-N-acetylglucosaminyltransferase (GPI-GnT) complex; membrane. The transcript has a single exon. The record is from RefSeq and is a predicted model, not a curated record. Gene Ontology annotation, biological process: GPI anchor biosynthetic process. Bases 1 to 855 code for a protein of 284 amino acids. Lineage: Eukaryota; Fungi; Ascomycota; Pichiomycetes; Serinales; Metschnikowiaceae.
AUGGCUCCUCUGCCCCAGCAAUGGAAAAAGCUUCUUUAUUUGAACCAGCCCUUCCCAGACAAUUACACGCCCGACCUGUUUUUGGACCAGCUCAAGCGGAACACCACCGUGACAAAGUACCUGUUUCGCAAACUAUACCACGACUUCAGCCUAGUAUCUUUGUACGCUAGUCUCUUAUUGCUAGUGAAUUUGAACUUUUCGGGUAUUUAUUCUGCUUACUGGCACGCAUGCACUUCAACGUUGGUGAGCACAGCAUUGGCAUUGGUUGGGUUCUUGGUGCUACCGGCGAUCAUAGACAAUGUUGAAAAUGCUGCAGAGAAUGUCAAACUGAACAUGGUGAUUUUGCUUAUGCUUUUGUUGCUUUCGCCAGUGCUACGAUCUUUGACCAAAUCCACGUCUUCAGACUCCAUAUGGGCGCUUUCCAGCGUAUUGACCAGUCUAAACGUGCUUUGCCAUGAUUACGCACUAGAAACGUCUCAAAGCUACAGGGCAGUGAUAUCAACAAACCUCAGUUUUACAAAUGGCAUUGUGUUGGCUUCUCGUCUCCUGCUGUCGAUGGACGCGUUUGUGUUCUUGGUGUUCACCGCAGAAGUGUGUAUUGUCUUUCCCUUAUUCGACCUUAAGCUUCGUGAAAAGCUGUACAAGGCCCACUUUGUCCUCACGCUUUCGAUGUAUGCUGUUGUUGCGUGCAUCAUCUACGUCAUUCAUGGCACAUGGUUCACCAUCGUUUACCUAAUGGGGGUGGUGUUUGUGCUGGUGUGUCUUCCGUGGUACUUCAUGUCGUUGCAAAGAUACAAGAACGAGCUCCAGGGUCCAUGGGACACCGCAAAGCCCAAAAUCAACCCAAAAACGUAA